Messenger RNA from Histoplasma mississippiense, 2376 nucleotides. RefSeq lists its product as hypothetical. Gene Ontology annotation, cellular component: plasma membrane. Bases 1 to 2376 code for a protein of 791 amino acids. The record is from RefSeq and is a predicted model, not a curated record. Gene Ontology annotation, molecular function: calcium-activated cation channel activity. NCBI's taxonomy places the organism in Eukaryota, Fungi, Ascomycota, Eurotiomycetes, Onygenales, Ajellomycetaceae. The transcript has 6 exons.
AUGAAAAUUGCUGGUAAUGCAGUGCUCGUCUCUUCGGCGCUGUCCCUCGCGACAGGGAAAAAUAGUUCCGGCGAUGGUGGCGGAGAUGGCGAGCAUAGAUUCCAGGAUCAGACCAAGGGUCAGCGUGACCUGUUGACGCAGGUUAUCGUCAGCUGCACUGUUGGGUUUCUUGCAUUUAUGGGCUUUUGUAUUCUUCGACCGAAGUGGAGAGAACUAUAUGCUGCGCGGAGGAGGCUGAGAACGGCUGCGUCAAGAUUGCCUGAAUUGCCGGAUACGUUGUUCGGCUGGAUCCCGAUCGUCCAUAAGAUUUCGGAUGAUGAGGUUCUCGCAUCGGCUGGACUAGAUGCGUUUGUGUUUUUGUCAUUUUAUACGUACGCCAUUAAAUUCUUGAGGGUGGUGUUCUUUUUCACUCUUGCGGUCAUACUCCCGAUACACUAUAUAUAUACGAAAAAAUAUGGCUAUCCUUGGGACAUGCCGGAGGAUCAUAAAGAUGAUCCACAAAAGUCGAAGGCCAACCCGACAUACCUAUGGAUGCAUGUUGUGUUCGCCUAUAUUUUCACCGGCAUUGGCAUAUCUUUUCUCAUCGACCACACGAAUAAAAUCAUCCAGAUCCGCCAGCAAUGGCUAGGUGCCCAAACGACGCUGACGGAUAGGACACUUCGUUUAUCGGGGAUUCCUCCCGAAUUACGCUCCGAGGAAAAGAUUACGCAGUGCAUCGAACAGUUUCAGAUUGGGAAAGUGGAUCAGGUUAUGCUCUGCCGGGACUGGAGCGAGCUGGAUGGCCUGAUGGAAGCGAGGAAGAAUAUUCUCCAGAAAUUGGAGGAAGCAUGGACUAAACAUGUUGGCUAUCGAUGGCAAAGAUCCGAUACCCGGGGAAUCGCCUUACCGCUUGUUCAAACCGACCGGAUGGCAGCAACCUUCGACUCGAACGAAAACAGCGAGCGGUCCCGCCUGCUUUCCGCCGAGGAAUCUGCGCGAGCGCAUGUGUCUAGCUAUAACCUCAAGCGACCCACAACACGCAUCUGGUAUGGCCCGUUAAACCUGCGGUUCAAAACAAUCGACGCAAUUGAUUUCUAUGAGGAAAAGCUGCGGCAACUCGACGAGAGAAUUGAGGAAAUACGCAAAAAGGAAUGUGAGCCUAUACCUCUCGCUUUCGUCACCAUGGAGUCGAUUGCUGCAUGCCAGAUGGCUGUUCAGGCUAUUCUCGACCCUUGGCCCAUGCAACUAGUUGCGAACUUAGCACCUGCUCCUGCAGACGUUGUUUGGCAACACACAUACCUGUCUCGGCGUAGCCGGAUGCUGCGAGGCUGGUCUAUCACAUUGCUCAUUGGGGUACUCACCGUGUUCUGGUCUGUGCUCCUGAUCCCGCUUGCCUACCUGCUCAAUUUAGAGACCAUUGAAAAGGUGAUUCCGAGUCUUGCGGAUUUUCUUUCACGACAUGCCAUAACCAAAUCUCUUGUGCAAACCGGUUUGCCUACCCUCAUUCUCUCCCUAAUGACAAUUGCCGUUCCAUUUAUUUAUGAUUGGCUGGGCAACCUUCAAGGCAUGACAUCUCAGGGAGACGUCGAGUUAUCUCUUAUCUCUAAGAAUUUCUUCUUCACGUUUUUCAACCUCUUCCUCGUCUUCACGGUCUUUGCAACUGCCUCCAACUUCUACCGAUUCUUCGAAAACCUCCGCGAUGUCUUGAGAGAUACGACCACGAUUGCCUUAGCUCUCGCUCGCUCUUUGGAAACACUUGCCCCCUUCUACACCAACCUGAUCGUCCUCCAGGGCUUAGGGCUUUUCCCCUUCCGUCUUCUCGAAUUUGGCAGUGUGUUUCUUUAUCCAUUCCAACGCUUUAGCGCGCGCACACCCCGCGACUACGCCGGGCUCGACAAGCCCCCCACGUUCAGCUACGGCCUUGCGCUCCCACAAACAAUCCUCAUCUUCAUAAUCACUGUCGUGUAUAGUGUCUUCCCCAGCUCGUACAUCGUCUGCCUCUUCGGCCUCAUCUACUUCUCCAUCGGCCGCUUCAUCUACAAAUACCAACUGCUCCUACGCCAUGGAUCACCAGCAACACAGCACCGGCCGCGCAUGGGCCAUGAUUUGCUCCCGCGUCAUUCUAAGGCUCAUCGGCUUCGACUGGCAUCAUCCUGGGAUCGAGAUGCUGUCCCUCUCCGCUUCCGCGGUCAAGACCUUGCGUCCAAGUUGAAGAAGUAUGUCAAUCCAAAUUUGGUCGUGCCUCUUGACGAACCGUGGAUUCCGGGACGGGCAGCCGCGCAUGCGAUUAUUAAUUCUCCUGAUACGGGUGGUGAUACUGUCACCGAAAGUAGUCACGAUGAUAACACUGGUACACGGACGAAUGGGAACAGGAUCCGGAGGGAUAUGGGGCACUAA